CGGCUGUGAUUCGGGAAAUGCAGGCGUAUGCCGUGUGGGAGAAGGCUGAAGCGGCAGUCGGAGCAGCGACGGGGUCGGCGAUCGCGGCGGCGGAGCGUCGGAUGGAACAGGCGAAGGUGGCAAUGGAGUCCGCCAAGGACGCGGUGGUAGACGUCCGAGAAGGUAUGGCGGGCAAGAUAAGGGCCUUCAUAGAGUUGGCAAAACGCCUCGGCACGUCGGAGGCCGCGUACCUGAAGUUCCCUCCUGUGAACGCCACCUUCCCCGGCGCGAUUGGGAAGCUCGAGGCGGCCGAGAUCAAGAUGGGGCGCGCGCUCGUGCACUACGAUCUCGCCAAAGAGGAGGAGAUCCUCGCGGAGGAGGCGGAGUUUGCGGCCGAGGCCAAGCUGCGGCGUGCCAAGAAGGCGGAGCGGCCCGCGUUGGAGAAAAAGUUGGCGGAGGCGGUGGCGCGCGUGGAGAAGGCCUCGCGUCUCCUUCCGAUGGCAGAAACCGCGCGCCUGGCGGCCGAGCAAGAGGUGCAACGCUCCAUCGAGGCGGCCGAGGUGGCGAUCGCAAACGCCGCGAGCCUUAGUGGGCUGGGGCCCUGAGAAGCUGAGGCUGAGACAUGGGUGGGGGGGGGUAUGUCUGUCUGUCUGUGCAUGCAUGUGGCUACGGCUCUCUAGCAGCGAGCGAGCAGGCUCGUUCUCGGAUGCUGGCCGGAUGGGUGCUCGGAGGUUGCGGGAGGGCAAAGAAAGAAAACGGGUUUCAAUCUCUCUCUC
Messenger RNA from Emiliania huxleyi CCMP1516, 755 nucleotides. RefSeq lists its product as hypothetical. The record is from RefSeq and is a predicted model, not a curated record. NCBI's taxonomy places the organism in Eukaryota, Haptophyta, Isochrysidales, Noelaerhabdaceae. The transcript has a single exon. The coding region runs from base 18 to 584 and encodes 188 amino acids.